UUGUCAAACAAAUGGAUACAAAUCAAAAGGAUUUUUCGAAAACUUUCGAACGAACAAAGAAAAAAACAACCGGAAGUUCCGUUUCACUUCACUCAGGCUCGAACCUUGCUGCAGCCGAAAAAAGGUCUAAGAUGCGUGAAGAUAGACUGCAACAAAGUGCUGCACGUACAACUGAAAUAAGCACAAUAAAUCAACAGGAUGUUCUUCGAACAACAACUUCUGCCGAAAUAAGGUCAAAAAAGAAAAAUGAUAUGCAGAAACCAGAGACCUCAAAGCGUGGGAGGUCACAAUGCAUCGACAAACCAGAAAUGCCUGCCAGAAAGAAACAGGCUAAAGCAAAGAGUGACAAAGCUAUUACUUGUAAAAUCAGAAGACCUAAAUUGGUCAUUAAGAUAGGGGUGAAAGUUUUGGUUGAUGCCAUUGAGAAAAUGAACUCCAAACAAAAAGCUGCUCUGGAAGAGAUGGGUUUCGGACAGCUUGUGCAUUUGAAGAUACGAUGUAUUCCUGCUGACAUGGCAUUUUCACUACUUGAAAAAUUUUAA
Messenger RNA from Salvia splendens (bonfire salvia), 542 nucleotides. RefSeq lists its product as uncharacterized. The record is from RefSeq and is a predicted model, not a curated record. The transcript is spliced from 4 exons. The coding region runs from base 12 to 542 and encodes 176 amino acids. NCBI's taxonomy places the organism in Eukaryota, Viridiplantae, Streptophyta, Magnoliopsida, Lamiales, Lamiaceae.